This is a messenger RNA of Salarias fasciatus (jewelled blenny), 1860 nucleotides long. It is a transcript of the gene slc6a19b, whose product is annotated as solute carrier family 6 member 19b. Lineage: Eukaryota; Metazoa; Chordata; Actinopteri; Blenniiformes; Blenniidae. Gene Ontology annotation, cellular component: plasma membrane; brush border membrane; apical plasma membrane. Gene Ontology annotation, molecular function: neutral L-amino acid transmembrane transporter activity. The transcript has 12 exons. The record is from RefSeq and is a predicted model, not a curated record. Gene Ontology annotation, biological process: sodium ion transmembrane transport; nitrogen compound transport; neutral amino acid transport. Bases 1 to 1860 code for a protein of 619 amino acids.
AUGAAGCUGAAGUUCCCCAACCCGGGCCUGGAGGACAGGAUAUUGUCCCAUCAGCAGCUGGACAAGCUGGAGGAGGAGGAGGCCGGAGACAGACCCAAAUGGGACAACAAGGCCCAGUACAUGCUGACCUGUGUGGGCUUCUGCGUGGGACUGGGAAAUGUCUGGCGCUUUCCUUAUCUGUGUCAGAGUCAUGGAGGAGGUGCGUUUAUGAUUCCGUUUCUGAUCCUGCUGGUUCUUGAAGGCAUCCCCCUUCUCCAUCUGGAGUUCGCCAUUGGUCAGCGUCUGAGAAGAGGCAGCUUGGGCGUGUGGUCUUCUAUUAAUCCCGGUUUGGCUGGGAUUGGUAUUGCAUCCAUGUGUGUGUCUCUGAUGGUCAGCCUCUAUUACAACACCAUCAUUGCCUGGAUCAUGUGGUACUUCUUCAACUCCUUCCAAGAGCCGCUGCCUUGGAGCCAAUGUCCCAUGAACGCCAACUCAUCAGGAUUGAUCUCGGAGUGUGAGAGGAGCUCCCCCGUGGAUUACUUCUGGUACAGGGAGACCCUGAACACGACUCCGACGAUCGAAGAGAGCGGCGGGCUGCAGUGGUGGCUGCUGUUGAGUCAUAUCUGUGCCUGGUCUGUUCUCUACAUCUGCAUCAUCCGUGGGAUUGAGACCACGGGGAAGGCUGUGUAUGUGACUUCUACCCUUCCCUAUGUGGUGCUCACAAUAUUUCUGAUCAGAGGAUUGACCCUGAAGGGCUCAAUCGAUGGGAUCAAGUUUCUCUUCACACCAAAUUUAGCAGAGCUGGCCAAUCCAAAGACAUGGCUGGAUGCUGGUGCACAGGUUUUCUAUUCGUUCUCUCUGGCAUUUGGCGGUCUCAUUUCAUUCUCCAGCUACAACUCUGUACAUAACAAUUGUGAGCAGGAUGCUGUGAUCAUCUCCAUCAUCAACGGUAUCACCUCUGUGUAUGCUGCCACUGUCAUUUACACCAUCAUUGGCUUCAGAGCAACACAGAGAUUUGACAACUGUGUUUCUGGAAACAUCCUGGCAUUACUGAACACAUUUGACCUUGCUGAGGGCAACGUCACUGACGGCAACUACGAUCAGGUUCUUCAACACCUUAAUCAAACACACCCAGACGUUAUUGAAAGGUUGGAUCUGAAAACCUGCAACUUGGGAACAUUCCUCAGCGAGGGAGUGGAAGGAACUGGUUUGGCCUUCAUUGUGUUCACUGAGGCCAUCACCAAGAUGCCCCUCUCACCGCUGUGGGCGGUCCUUUUCUUCAUCAUGCUCUUCUGCCUCGGCCUGUCCUCGAUGUUUGGAAACAUCGAGGGAGUUAUGGUGCCACUGCAAGACCUCAAAGUUUUUCCUAAGACUUGGUCAAAAGAAGCAACCACUGCGAUAACCUGCCUCGCCUGCUGCCUGGUGAGUCUGCUGUUCCUGCAAGGUUCAGGAAGCUACUGGCUCUCGUUGUUUGACACCUACGGUGGAUCCAUCCCUCUGCUGGUCGUCGCUUUCUGCGAGAUGUUCUCAGUCGUUUACAUAUACGGGAUAGACAGAUUCAAUGACGACAUAAAGUUCAUGAUUGGACACAAACCAAACUUUUUCUGGCAAGCAUCGUGGAGAGUCAUCAGCCCACUCAUCAUGCUUUUCAUUCUGAUUUUCUACUUCAUCACUGAAGUUUCUGAAGAGCUCCUUUACAAAACCUGGGACCCUGACUCAGAACAAUUCCCAACACUUACAGAAAAGCUGUAUCCAGUCUGGGUCUAUGUGGCCAUCUUCAUAUUGGCUGGUAUACCCACCAUCGCAGUGCCGCUUGUCGCUCUCUGGAAAUGUUUACAGAGGAAGAGGGGGAAAGAUUCACACGACUUUGAUCUGUCGUGA